Messenger RNA from Plasmodium inui San Antonio 1, 2121 nucleotides. RefSeq lists its product as hypothetical. The record is from RefSeq and is a predicted model, not a curated record. Bases 1 to 2121 code for a protein of 706 amino acids. Gene Ontology annotation, molecular function: microtubule binding. NCBI's taxonomy places the organism in Eukaryota, Apicomplexa, Aconoidasida, Haemosporida, Plasmodiidae. Gene Ontology annotation, cellular component: axoneme. Gene Ontology annotation, biological process: regulation of cytoskeleton organization. The transcript has 19 exons.
AUGGAAAUACCACGAGAAAUUAUAAAAUGGUUGCAGUAUUUAAAUCUGCCUUAUUCGUUUAGAAAUAUUAAAAACGCUAGCAAUGGCGUAAUCGUCGCGGAAAUUAUAAACGUAUACCUGCCCCAGACCAUCAAUAUGAACAGCUUGGAAAAUGGUUUUGGAAAAGAAAUAAAAAAAAAAAACUGGCAAGUCAUAAAACGAACAUUAACAAGUUUAAGCAUAUAUUUCGAUGAAACGGCUGUUAUUAAUUCGGACAAAGAUGCCAUAAUAAAUUUGUUCGUUCAGUUGUACGAACAUUUCAAUGGGAAAAAAAUAAAAAACGAGCUCUACUGCAGUAAGGAAGAAAGUAGCGCGUUGUCUGUUCCGUCAUUUGCCAGGUCUACCAUAACACAGAAAGUCCGCGAAAGCAACGUCCACGACAUUGUCGACGAAGAGAAAAAAAUGAUGAGCACCUACGAAAUAAUAAAAAGGGAGGAAUACCAAAACGCAAUGAUGAGAAUGCGGGAAAAGGAAGAAAAAGAAAACAACAACAAAAUAAAACAUAAGGGGAAAAAAACGGGUCUAAAUGAGACGUCGAUUUUUCAGGGACUCGAAAAAAGUAGCAGUAUCAUAACCAUAAAUGAUAUUAGCAACUACAUGGAUUACACUGACAUCAAAACGCUUGACUCAUUCAUCAAAGACAAAAACAACUUGAAAUCAGCGGCGUUUAUGAAAAGCAUGAAACUAACCAACGAGGGUGAAUGUCAACCGGUACACAAAAAGGGAUAUACAGACGAAAACGUAGAGGACAUCAUAACGGAAGUUUUAUCGGAAAGUUUAUCCGAUUACAAGAUCGAAAAAAAUGACGAAAAUGACGAAAAAAAGGAUGACAAAAAUGUGUCUCUACGCCCCGCUAACAUGAUGAAGGGGGUUUAUAAAUAUGCCACCCUUGAGCCAUACGAUGAGGAAGGUGCAAAUAAUUUGUACCAAAAGUUCUAUGCCCUGUGUGCCUUGAAAAAGCAAGAAUUGAUAGACAAAAUACUGAACGAACUGACACUCUUUAAUGAGAACUUUUACCUAAUCCUGUCCUUGAGGGGCGCAAAGUGCGACUGCGGAGUUUUUACAUCCAUUAUGAAUUAUCUAAAGCAGCUAUUGGGUUAUCUCAAAAUAAAUGACACGACGACGAGUGAAAUAAUUUGCAACAUAAUAUUGAAAGGCAUGUUCGUGCUAGACACCGGGAGGAAUAAAAACAUCCGAAGUUUCUGCGAACUGAUAAUUUUGUUGAUCAACAACGAUAGGCAUUCAUUGAUGAACAUUUUGAGGAUGAUCAAAGAUACCAUGUCGUUGGAUUUCUUUUACCUUUUCUUGCUGACCCUGUUGAGCGGCAUGGCCAAUUCGUUCAUACGUCAAAAGGACGUGAAAGACAUCUACCUCUACUACCUAUUCGUUGGACUGCACACAAACAGAGAGAACAUUAUGUUGUACAGCUUGGAAAUGCUAAACAUGCUUAGUCUGUUGGAUCUCUAUCCCGACAUAGUUCAUCUGGCCGGUCUACUCAAAAACAUACUAGAAAUAAACAACCGAAAUUACGAUACCUAUUUGUUCACCAUUAGCUGCAAUGUGGUAUGCAAAAUGAAGGAGAAUCAGAAGGAAGACCCCUACAACGCAGAACUGGGACAGUUGGUGGAAAUCUGUUUCGAAGUCUUAAGACGCACCAAAGCGAAGAAAUUGUUAUACUUUUUUUUCUUGUACUCCCACAAGAUACUGAGCAUGCAUGACGGUUUUUUUGAUCUUUAUUUGAAGCGAUACAACGAAUUGAGCGACGAGGAACAGAAAGUUCUCCUCAGUAACAACAUUUUCGAAGCGUCAUUUCGGCAAAUAUGCAGCUGCAAAUUUGUCCAGAAGCAUUUUUCGAAUAUCUUUUGCCAGAAGUUAAACAUGCUAAGCGAGGAAAGUAAUGUGUCCCUUUUGCAUUUAUUAUUAACAAAGGAAUAUCUUCUUGCGAAUCUCCAAUUUUUAGAAAAUCUGGAAAUGCUCUCAUAUUUGAAAAUAUACGAAACGAUUUAUGAAUAUAUAAUUCAAAAUGUAUUUUUGGAGAAUUCCCCGGAUUUCGACUUAUCGAAGGAGAUAGUAAUAAAAUAA